UCUAGGUAUAGCUUGCGCAAUUACAUCUUUAACACGGAUUGCGAUCGCGCACUUUCCAUGCAGAAACGUCUCCACCAAUGAAAAUGAGUGUAACAAGAGAGGUAGGAUUUGUACACGUCGAACCGAACACAAAUUAUUUGAGGUCAGGUGAAUUGUCGACCUUUGCGCAGUAAAAUAGAAAUGAAAUCUUCCUCAUCAGGAUGGGGCCCCCAGUGGCUCCUCAGAAUGUCCCAAGACAAACAGGACACACUUCUCAAGAUGUUGGUCCUCUCCAUAGCAGCUAUUCUGUCAUUCUCAACAAGACUGUUCUCAGUUUUACGAUUUGAGAGCGUUAUUCACGAGUUUGAUCCCUACUUUAAUUACCGUACCACAAGAUACUUAACUGAGGAAGGAUUUUAUAGUUUCCACAACUGGUUUGACGACAGAGCAUGGUAUCCACUGGGUCGUAUCAUAGGAGGAACCAUCUAUCCAGGAUUAAUGGUGACAUCUGCAGUUCUGUACCACGUCAUGUGGUUCUUCAACAUCACCAUUGACAUCAGAAAUGUGUGUGUAUUUCUGGCCCCUCUGUUCUCCAGCUUUACCACCCUCGUUACUUACUGGUUCACCAAGGAACUGAAGGAUGCUGGUGCUGGUCUUGUAGCGGCUUCCAUGAUUGCCAUUGUGCCUGGCUACAUCUCCCGUUCCGUGGCUGGUUCCUAUGACAACGAAGGAAUCGCCAUUUUCUGCAUGCUGCUGACCUAUGCCCUUUGGAUAAAAUCGGUCAAAACUGGGUCACUUUUCUGGUCCUGUCUGUGUGCUUUAGCCUACUUUUACAUGGUUUCCUCUUGGGGAGGUUAUGUUUUCUUGAUCAAUUUGAUUCCCCUGCACGUCCUUGCUCUCAUGUUGACUGGCAGAUUUUCUCACAGAAUCUAUGUGGCAUACUCAUCGGUGUACUGCUUAGGAACCAUUCUGUCCAUGCAGAUCUCCUUUGUGGGAUUCCAGCCUGUUCAGUCCAGUGAACACAUGGCUGCCUUGGGAGUAUUUGGACUCUGUCAGAUGCAUGCAUUCAUUGACUAUGUGAGGUCUAAGCUGAGUUAUGAACAGUUCAACAUCUUAUUCAGGAGCAUUGUUCUUUUUGGGGCCAUUGUGGGCCUUUCUGCUGCCGCCAUUGGAACGGCCACCGGCAAAAUCUCGCCCUGGACUGGACGUUUCUACUCCCUGCUGGAUCCCUCAUACGCCAAAAACAACAUCCCCAUUAUCGCCUCCGUAUCAGAACAUCAGCCUACCACCUGGAGCUCCUUCUACUUUGACUUACAAAUGCUCACCAUCUUGUUCCCAGCUGGCCUAUACUUCUGCUUCAAUCGACUGACUGAUGCCAACAUCUUUAUCAUCAUGUAUGGUGUAACCAGUAUCUACUUUGCUGGUGUCAUGGUCCGUUUGAUGUUGGUCCUGGCUCCAGUCAUGUGCAUCCUCUCAGGAAUUGGAAUUUCUGCGACUUUGAACACGUACAUGAAGAAUCUUGAUGUAUCCCGAAAGGACAAGAAAUCCAAGAAGGCUGUGGACCACUCCUACCCAUUCAAGAAUGAGGUCGCCUCUGGGGUGGUGUUAAUGGUGACCCUCUUCCUGAUUACGUACACCUUCCACUGUACCUGGGUCACGUCCGAGGCCUACUCCAGUCCCUCCAUUGUUCUGUCUGCUCGAGCGGGUGACGGGGGAAGGAUCAUAUUUGACGACUUCAGAGAGGCUUACUACUGGCUCAGACAUAACACCCCCGAGGAUGCCAAGGUGAUGUCGUGGUGGGAUUAUGGCUACCAAAUUACAGCUAUGGCCAAUAGGACAAUUCUAGUGGACAACAAUACCUGGAAUAAUACCCACAUAUCCAGAGUGGGACAGGCUAUGUCAUCAACAGAAGACAAAGCUUAUGAAAUUAUGAGAGAGUUGGAUGUCAAUUAUGUGUUAGUUAUAUUUGGGGGUCUUACUGGUUAUUCAUCGGAUGAUAUCAAUAAAUUUUUAUGGAUGGUUCGAAUUGGUGGAAGUACAGACAGAGGUGCACAUAUAAAAGAGGCGGAUUACUACACACCACAGGGGGAAUUCCGGAUAGACAAAGAGGGCUCCCCCACCCUCCUCAACUGUCUCAUGUACAAGAUGUGCUAUUACAGAUUUGGAGAGGUCUACACUGAGGGAGGAAAACCCACAGGAUAUGACCGAGUCCGGAAUGCCGAGAUAGGAAACAAAAAUUUUGAUCUGGAUGUUUUAGAAGAGGCAUACACAACAGAACACUGGCUUGUUCGAAUUUACAAAGUUAAAGAUUUAGAAAACAGAGGAGCAUAACUACUAUGGACAUUUUAGACACAGUACAUGUAACAUGUUCCUAAAAAUACAUUGUGUUUUGUCAACAAUUGAAAACGAAAAGUUGUGAUGUUAAACAUGCAAAAUGUUCUUUUCUUUCAAAUUUUAAAUAUAUAUACUAUAUUACAUAAAAUGAAGAAAAAACCCAGAAGUUGUUAUAUGCAAUGUCUAUGAUAAAAGAUUAUGAGCGACAACCAACUCAGUUUUAACAUUUAUUUUCACGAGAUCUUACAGAAAAUGUACAAUUAGGUCAGUGUGCUGCUGUUUGUAGUGCUAUGUACAUGAAAAUACUUACAUUAUACAAACAAAAUAAAAGUGGAAGUUGUU
Ostrea edulis (European flat oyster) is the source of this 2655-nucleotide messenger RNA. RefSeq names its product dolichyl-diphosphooligosaccharide--protein glycosyltransferase subunit STT3A. Gene Ontology annotation, molecular function: dolichyl-diphosphooligosaccharide-protein glycotransferase activity. Gene Ontology annotation, cellular component: membrane. The coding region runs from base 181 to 2310 and encodes 709 amino acids. Gene Ontology annotation, biological process: post-translational protein modification. NCBI's taxonomy places the organism in Eukaryota, Metazoa, Mollusca, Bivalvia, Ostreida, Ostreidae. The transcript is spliced from 16 exons. The record is from RefSeq and is a predicted model, not a curated record.